AUGCUCUCGACCGGUACUGCUCGCGCCGGCGCUGCCCUUGCGGCACCGCUCACCCACGGCCGCACCAACCAGACCUACACCGAGGCCCUCUUCAUCAUCAACAACAGGGAUGCGCAGGGCGUGUGGAAGCUGAUCAGUUUCAGCGUGACGGGGGCCUCCGUGCUGACUCCGCCUUUGGCCCAGGAGGGAGUACAGCCCAGCGACAAGUGGAACGUUGCCUACAGCUUCAUGACUUCGACCGCAGGCGUCGCCUGGUUUGAGGUCGACUAUGCCAAUGGCAGGUCGUCGCCCAUACACAUGAGCAGCCUCAACCAUUUCAGCAACACGACCGAUUCCUCCAGCGAUUACGACGCCGAAGGCGGCAAGGGCUUCCUGUUCUCCUUCGACUACGCGACCAACUGA
This is a messenger RNA of Acanthamoeba castellanii str. Neff, 402 nucleotides long. RefSeq lists its product as uncharacterized. The transcript is spliced from 6 exons. The record is from RefSeq and is a predicted model, not a curated record. Lineage: Eukaryota; Discosea; Longamoebia; Acanthamoebidae. The coding region runs from base 1 to 402 and encodes 133 amino acids.